Messenger RNA from Cryptococcus deneoformans JEC21, 1572 nucleotides. RefSeq names its product expressed protein. The record is from RefSeq and is a predicted model, not a curated record. Bases 99 to 623 code for a protein of 174 amino acids. Lineage: Eukaryota; Fungi; Basidiomycota; Tremellomycetes; Tremellales; Cryptococcaceae. The transcript has 5 exons. Gene Ontology annotation, cellular component: endoplasmic reticulum.
GUUCAACGGCGUUCCAACUGUACUUUGCUUUCGGUUUCUUUUCUUGUCAACAACACACUGCUUUUAUCUUCGUCCACAGUUCGCUUUUACUCCCCCAUAUGUCCCGAUUCUCUGGUAGAUCACUCGACAAGCUCUGGUUUGCGUUCUUCGCUUUCCACCUUCCAAUAUCUAUCCUUCUCGACCUCCAAUACCUCUAUCCACCCUCUUUAAUACCAUCAUCCCUCAAAGCAUUCAUGCUCUGGUCGAUCAACCUCACUCGUGACCCAAUCCUUCUCGGAGCUGUCAAUAAUGAUCCGACAUUCGGGUGGUUAAAGUGUUUCUCCUGGCUUGAAGCGGGAUUCCAGGUCCCAUGUUUUGUGGUAGGCCUUUGGGGGUUGUGGAACAACGAUAAGCGAGUGUACCCGGUCAUCCUCGCCUAUGGAGCUUCGACGGCUACUACCCUCCUCCCCUGUCUCCACACUAUCUUCACUACCCAAGCUACUCCUCCUCACACGACUGCUGAGAUCGCCAACCUUCUUGCUGAGUAUGUGCCCUUUUUGCUCUUGCCCCUCGGUAUGGCGGUGGAUAUGAGCUGGAGAAUUGUCAAGAUCAUCAAUGCUGCCGAGGGAAGGAAGAAUGUGUAAAUCGAUGAGAAGGCAAAUCAAAAGCUCAAUGCAAAAUGGAUAUACAUGGGUUAUAUUGAUACAACGUGAAUGUGGUCUACUAUCUAGAUAAUUAUCCGAAGCUCUUCAUUUGUCUCCCAGUAAGGUGUAUACCCAGGAAACAAAGCUGCUCCCCCAAAGAACGCCUGCUUCCCGACCGUCCUUUUCCCUUUCAAAGUUCCUCCUCCCUUACUUCUUCACUGUCAUCCUUGUCUUCCUUAUCCCCCAACGAGAUAUAAAGCCAAAUGAACGAAACGACUCCGAUAAGGUAUGGAGGCAAGAAUCCCCAUUCACUCGUUUUAUCCACAAGAGGCCGAUUCCACUCCCCAUUGCCUUUCUUGGUCCCUUCUAUCUUCCUAGGUAACACUUCGGGUAUCUCCUCCGUAAGACUACCAUCGUUGAUACUCAAGCUCGUAUGCUCCCAACCAUCUUUGGAAGCUAUUAGUCGAGAUUCCAAGGGCAGCUCUGCACUUUGGGGCGAUAUUUCAACUCGAGCUACAGCUCCGAAAAAGUCUGUAAUAAGGAUUUGUUCCGGAGGGACACUGCUCAGGGAAGUUGAUAUUCCAGGAUGAGAAAAGAUUUUGGCAGGAUCAUACGUGUUGAACUGUUAUUUGAUGAUUAGCUGUCAACACCUAAACAGGUACCAAAAGAACGACUCGCGAAUUCCUGAAGACUGUUACGUGAAGUCUUGCCCACUGUCUCGAGAUAUUGAAGGACGUUGUGGGUAAAGCUGUCAAUGACUGCGACGCCGAUAUCCAUGUCAUUGUGAUGCUGCUCUUCGUCAGCCGAGCCUUUUAACGAAACAAGAGGUGGUAGUCUUACGGAGUACGAGCUUUCGCCCAAAGAUGAAGAUCCCGUAGCGAUGAUUUCGGGAGAAUAAAACUUGGAGUACAUUGUGUUUGCUUGACAGGUAUCAAUCACAUAAAGCAAC